Messenger RNA from Psammomys obesus (fat sand rat), 1230 nucleotides. RefSeq names its product ADP ribosylation factor like GTPase 14 (gene Arl14). Gene Ontology annotation, molecular function: GTP binding; GTPase activity. Bases 138 to 716 code for a protein of 192 amino acids. Gene Ontology annotation, cellular component: cytoplasm. Lineage: Eukaryota; Metazoa; Chordata; Mammalia; Rodentia; Muridae. The record is from RefSeq and is a predicted model, not a curated record. The transcript has a single exon. Gene Ontology annotation, biological process: intracellular protein transport; vesicle-mediated transport.
ACGAGGACAGGCACCUGUUCUCAGGCUAUGGCUGUGGCACAGACGCUAUUUCUCCCGAAACGUUUUCAUCCGAGACCUGGAAAGGAAGCUUUGUCUCUGGCCAAGAGAAAAGCUCUUUAGGGAAGAAAAAGCCCGAAAUGGGUCUGCUGAACUCUAAAAGCCCCAAAGGCAAGCAAGCCCACAUCCUUCUGCUGGGGCUGGACUCCGCCGGGAAAUCGACUCUGCUCUACAGGCUAAAGCUGGCAGAGACCGUCAGCACCAUCCCGACCAUCGGCUUCAACGUGGAAAUGGUCCAGCUGCAGGGCGGGCUGGCGCUCACGGUGUGGGACGUGGGCGGGCAGGAGAAGAUGCGAGCCGUCUGGGACUGCUACUGCGAGGACGCCCACGGGCUCGCCUACGUGGUGGACUGCUCGGACGGCGCGCGGCGGCUGGAGGACUCCCGCCGAGAGUUCAAGCACAUCCUACAGAACGAGCACAUCCGGAACGCGCCGGUCCUGGUUUUAGCGAACAAACAGGAUUUGCCCGGAGCCCUGAGCGCUGAGGACAUCACCAGGAUGUUUAAGGUGAAGAAGCUGUGCAGCGACCGGAACUGGUACGUGCAGCCCUGCUGCGCCGUCACCGGGGAGGGGCUGGACGACGGCUUCAGGAGACUGACAGAGUUCGUGAAAAGCCACCUCAAGGCCAGGGAGACCUUGGCGUUCUUCAAGCAGAAGUGACGCCGCGGGGCCGCCCCAGCCUCGAGAGACAGUGAGGAGGUGGGACUCCGCCUUAUUUCCCAUGUAAAGCGAGGAAAGGAAGUUACCGCGGCGGCGGCCUUUUCCGGAGAGUUUCACCCUGUCCAGCUAAGGAAGGAACUUUAGAGCAAACUAUGGGGUAAUGACGGAAGAAUGUGCAUUUUUUGAAACGGUUAACGCGUUGGAUGACUUGAAAGUCAAAUUUAGAACUGUUUACUAAUUUUAUAUGACCACCAGAGUAAAGUUUAAAUAGCUGUUUGCUUACACGGUCAGGUUUUUUUUUUUUUUUUUUUUUUUCCCUCAAAUAGUUUCCAGCUGUUACAGGUAUUAAAUUUCUACCCUUUUCCUGGGAGAGAAAACAACAACAAGAAAUUUAAAUUGUAAAGAGGGAAAAGGUUGAUGUUAACCUUUUGAAAAUUCCUUGUUUUCUAAAAAGAACCCAUCCCCCAAUCCUGCCAGCUUUUUUUUUUAAAUCUUUUGCUGCUAACUUCCAUGA